Messenger RNA from Taeniopygia guttata (zebra finch), 524 nucleotides. RefSeq names its product adenylate kinase 6 (gene AK6). Lineage: Eukaryota; Metazoa; Chordata; Aves; Passeriformes; Estrildidae. The record is from RefSeq and is marked validated. Gene Ontology annotation, cellular component: cytoplasm; nucleus. Gene Ontology annotation, molecular function: AMP kinase activity; ATP hydrolysis activity; ATP binding.
CAUGAGGCGGCCCAACGUGCUCAUCACCGGCACGCCGGGAGUCGGGAAAACCACGCUGGGGAAGGAGCUGGCCUCCAGAGCUGGGCUGAGCUACGUCAACGUGGGGGACCUGGCCAAGGAAGGAGAGCUCUACGAGGGCUUCGACGAGGAGUACGGCUGCCCCAUCCUGGAUGAGGACAGGGUGGUGGAUGAGCUGGAGCCCCGGAUGAGCGAGGGAGGGGUGAUUGUGGACUACCACGGCUGUGACUUUUUCCCCGAGCGCUGGUUCCACAUCGUGUUCGUGCUGCGCACUGACAACUCCUGUCUGUACCAGCGGCUGGAGAGCAGGGGCUACACGGGCAAGAAGCUGCAGGACAACAUUCAGUGCGAGAUUUUUCAGACUCUGUAUGAGGAGGCUGUGCUGUCCUACAGAAAGGAAAUUGUACACCAGCUGCCCAGCAACACUCCAGAGGACCUGGAGAGAAAUUUGGAUCAGAUUAUGCAAUGGAUUGAGCAGUGGAUGAAGGACAACAACUGACUGCUGG